This is a messenger RNA of Trichoderma gamsii, 738 nucleotides long. RefSeq lists its product as hypothetical. Bases 1 to 738 code for a protein of 245 amino acids. Lineage: Eukaryota; Fungi; Ascomycota; Sordariomycetes; Hypocreales; Hypocreaceae. The record is from RefSeq and is a predicted model, not a curated record. The transcript has a single exon.
AUGGCCACUACCUUCCAUCCCUUCCCGCGUCUUCCCUCUGAGAUCCGCUCUCAGAUCUGGACCCUGGCAGCUCGUCCGCGCCUCGUCCACAUCAGCAUCACCUCGACGGCGAUGAGGCCCUGGAAGCGGACCGGCGACUAUGACUUUGCUUCGCCAACGCCGCCCCCUGCUCUCAUGCAUGCGUGCCGCGAGUCCCGUCAAUGUGCUCCCUAUCAGAAAUCCUUCUUCACAACCUUGCCCAAUGAAGAAGAGGAAGAAGAAGAAGCAGCCGAGGUCCGGUACAUCUGGGUCGACUUUGAACGAGACAUAAUCUGCCUCGAGGACGACAACGUGAACCGGGUUUCGCCGCACCAGGCGGAUAUUCGGCGGCUCAGAGUCACGAUACCAACUGGGGACCGCGGAGACUUGGUGUUUGAGACCUAUGGCCGCUCCAGCCAUGUCCUGUUCGAGAAGUUCACGGCGCUGCAGGAGUUGCAGCUGGCUAUGGCGAAAGAUUUGUUGGCAUGGGGGUCAACGUGGCCUGGCCGUGGAUACGGAGCGUGCCCCCGGGAAAAUAUCAGGUAUCUCGACCUCCAUACGGGCCUCUUGUUGACUGGUCCUCAGCUGGAGAUGGCAUACAACUGGUCUUGGCAGCACGGGGGACGAGUAUUGGAUAUGGAGACCUUUGACGAGGAUCACGAGUUUAUGCUUGCCAACUACACCGGCUUGGAUUUACCUGGGCUUGCAGAGAUAGAUUGA